Molecule: messenger RNA, 1266 nt
Organism: Chara braunii
Lineage: Eukaryota; Viridiplantae; Streptophyta; Charophyceae; Charales; Characeae
Source: the annotation of a GenBank genome assembly
GCCAGCCCUGCGGGGGCCGCUCAACGUUGGGCCGACGGGGCCUUGUGCGGGGAGGGAGGUGGGCGGGAGUUGGGGCUUCGUGGGACAGGCUGACGGCAGUCCACUUCGGUGAACCCAUCGGCGAAUGGGCACGAUGCCGCGAGGUCAGGCUCGGGUGUUUGAGGAUGUGGGGGAGGGCGAGAACCGCAAGGCGCAGAAGAAAUCCUGCGUGUACAAGUACAUCCGCGUGGGACAGAGUCUCGGCGAGAGAUUCCGUGGCAAUCGCAUGUUGAAGUGCGUUUUUUGCGGCCACCAGUUCCAGGGCAAACAGUUCGUCGCGGGGCGCCAUUUUCGGCAGGGCAAGGGAUGUCCGGAAGUGACCGACGAGGCACUUGUCGACAUUCACUUCAACAACGACUACAAGAUGUCCGAGAAGCUCCUAGAGCGGAUCCAGCGGUUUGAGGAGCUUCACGGUGUGGAUACGGAUGAGGCGGGUCCGUCUACGGGAAAGAGGAAGGAGAGAGAGGAGGGGACGCGACCGACGGCAGCACAGAAGAGGCUGAGGCAGAACACCAUCACAGAGUCAUUCUCUUCAAAGUGGCAGAUGAAGUUCAAGAAGAGGUGGCCGUGGUUGGACGUCGUUCGGCACUUCAGGGAAUGGCCAGGGCCAGUGAAGGUUUUGUGGCCUUCAGAGAACGAGAUUGUGGACAUAGAGACCAUUGUCCACACAGCGGACGAUGUGGGAGCUGAUCUUGCGGAGGUCAAGGCUCCUUUCUAUGUCACGGGGGCCACCAUUAUAUUAGAUGGAAGGAAGUCAAGCGAUGCUAGACCCAUCGUUAACUUCCUUGCCGGCGGGUCGCGUGGGGUGAUGCUCGUCCGAACGAUGAACAUGCUCGUCCGGACGAUGAACAGGGAGGGUGAGCGGGAUCGGGCGCCUGAUGUGUUGGCGCGCUGGAUCAAGGUGUUUGAUGACUUCCCCCCUAAGUGGGUGAACGCCAUCUGCACCGACUCCGCCUCGGCGUACGUCGCCGCGACGAACAUGCUCCAGGGGCCUGAGCAGAGGCCAAAGCAUCAACGGAUCACGUGGCUCCCAUGCGCAGUGCAUGUCUGCAACAAGAUGUUGUCAGACAUUGGCUGUUCGGGCACGUGGUCCAAGGACAUCAUCGUGAGGGGGAGAGCGGUGGUGCGCUUCAUCAAGGAGCACGGCGCCACUCUCCAUAUCGUCCGGGGGGAGAGCAGAUAGAUGGGCCUCAUUUAUCCGUGCGAGACACGUUUCGCAUCCGUGUU